Messenger RNA from Exophiala bonariae, 1017 nucleotides. RefSeq lists its product as uncharacterized. NCBI's taxonomy places the organism in Eukaryota, Fungi, Ascomycota, Eurotiomycetes, Chaetothyriales, Herpotrichiellaceae. The record is from RefSeq and is a predicted model, not a curated record. Gene Ontology annotation, biological process: mitochondrial translation. Gene Ontology annotation, molecular function: GTP binding; GTPase activity. Gene Ontology annotation, cellular component: mitochondrion. Bases 1 to 1017 code for a protein of 338 amino acids. The transcript has a single exon.
AUGGCGGCCUUCGUCCCUCGACAAGCCUACCCGCACCUAUCUUCAAUUCCACGAUCCUACUACUUGGGACACCAUGCUGCUGGACUAUCCAAGAUGAAGUCAAUGGUUGCAUCCAUCGAUCUUGUCAUCGAAUGCCGCGACUAUCGCACACCGGUUGUAUCUCGAAAUCCCUUGUUCGAAGAGAACUUGGGAGAAAGACCUCGAUUGAUUGUCUACACAAAGCAAGACCUGGGGAGCACAUAUUCAGCCGAGGACCGGAAGAGAGAGGCUAUCGUCAAGAAAUGGGAUGCACCUUCCACCUCCUUCUGUACCGACAUCAAGGCUCGAAAUACCAUCAACAAGGUGCUCGACUUUGCACGUGCCCAUGCACACGCCUCACACUCUUUAUUUGGCACUCGCCUGAUGGUCGUGGGAAUGCCCAAUGUAGGGAAGUCCUCACUCCUCAAUGCUCUUCGAAAUGUCAGUCUCGGAAAGAAGAAAGCCGCGAGAACGGGCGAUCAGCCUGGGGUCACAAGAAAGAUUGGAACCAGCGUGAAGAUUAUCGACGGUGAAGAUGGACGCGAGGGAGUAUACGUUCUCGAUACCCCCGGUGUAUUUGUACCUUAUGUGCCUGACGCUGAAAGUAUGCUCAAACUGGCACUCUGUGGCAACGUCAAAGACACCAUCAUUCCACCUACAACGAUUGCAGACUAUUGCCUUUAUCAUCUCAAUCUGAAUGAUCCGACGCUCUACGAGUCUUUCUGUGGACCGACGAAUGAUGUCUUUGAAGUCCUGGAAGGACUUGCACGCAAACAAGGCCGCUUAAAAAAAGGUGGCGCUCCUGACUUUGAGGCAUCCGCGAUACAGUUUGUACAGAAAUGGCGAGCUGGCGAAAUGGGUCAUUUCAUUCUGGACAAGGUGACAGAUACGUCUUUACAAGAGCGUGCGGAAGAACUGCAUCUCAUGGGCGGCAGCAUGAACCAGGCACGCAAGGCAGUGAAGCAGCUACGAAAAGAUGCUUAUCUGACACGAACUUGA